This is a messenger RNA of Saccoglossus kowalevskii, 1128 nucleotides long. RefSeq names its product photoreceptor outer segment membrane glycoprotein 2-like. The record is from RefSeq and is a predicted model, not a curated record. Lineage: Eukaryota; Metazoa; Hemichordata; Enteropneusta; Harrimaniidae. Gene Ontology annotation, biological process: visual perception. Gene Ontology annotation, cellular component: plasma membrane.
AUGGCACUUCUGGCAGUGGAACUAAGCGAGAACGGUAGAGGGCGAUUAGGCACAUUACUAUGGAUAAUCAACUGGGCGUCCACCAUUUGUGGAGUCGUUAUUACAUCAAUGGGGAUCUAUUUCAAGAUACGGGUCGAAGAAAAGAUGAACUUGAUCGAUGGCUACAAUGCCAACGUUUUACCAUGGAUGUUGAUCGUGGUGGGGAUUUUCUCAACUGUCGUGUUCUUGGGCGGGGGGAAGAUCUGUCAUGAUUGUGGUAACACUCACACCCGCGCUAAAUUGAAAGGACUUCUUUUACCCUACAUCAUAGUACUGAUGGUACUUGUGAUUCUCCUGCUAGCUGGUGGCAGCAUGUGUUUCGAUCACCGGAGACAGCUGCACGAUUCGUUACACGAUGGGUUGAAGAAGGCUAUGGGAGAGUAUCGUAACGAUGCCCAUCUCAAGAAAGAGAUCGAUCUACUCCAAAUGGAAUAUCAGUGCUGUGGAAACGAAGACCACAAAGACUGGUUUGUGAUACCGUGGAUUAAUGGCAUGUAUCUAAAUAUGAGAGAUGAAAAAGUCAAAGAAAAGAUGGCGACGGGGGGCUAUUUGAAUGACGAUGCGCCGUUCAGCUGUUGCGAUCCAGCAUCGAAGCGACCAUGCAUUCACCACCAUGUCUUCGAUAGUGAUAUGCACUAUAACUACGACCCUAAUACUGGUCUCACUAUCUACACAGACGGUUGCAGGCGGGUAAUGACCGAAUACUUCAGCCAUAGACUUGAAGUCAUGGGUGCUAUCAUCAUGUCAAUAUUCGGUGCUCAGCCCCGGGACAAUAAACGAGAUCUUUGCAAGGAACACCGCGUCUGUGGUAUUAGCGUUAUUGCAGUAUUGGCAUUAGCCAAUAUGCAGCCACAAAACAGCACUCGCAGUGGUUGUGAUUCCUUAUGCCAUUUGUUGAGACCUGUUUACACAGUAUUGGUUCUCAUCGGCGUACGUUAUCUGCAGACUUCCAUUCACAAUGCCGACGUCUCAGGCGAUCCAACGUCGAAUGCCCCCGGCUGGCUUUUCGAGAACAUGCCGGUGAACGUGGUACGAGCACCGAAAAGUGUUCGAGACAAAGGAAUCAUAGACGAAGAAUCGAAGGAAUGA